This is a messenger RNA of Elaeis guineensis (African oil palm), 2831 nucleotides long. RefSeq lists its product as uncharacterized. The record is from RefSeq and is a predicted model, not a curated record. Gene Ontology annotation, molecular function: nucleic acid binding. NCBI's taxonomy places the organism in Eukaryota, Viridiplantae, Streptophyta, Magnoliopsida, Arecales, Arecaceae.
CAAGUUCCCAACCCAGCCCAUCGCCAUCCACAGCAUCAAACCCACACAUCUCUCUCGAGCGCCAUUCGAAGCUCUCGCGACCGAGACCGCAGUGCCCGAGAGCGAAACCCUCGAAACUCGAAAGAGGGAGGCGAUCCUCCAUCUCGACCCUCUUCGAAAAGAAUUCAUCGAACUCCCUUCUCCUUCUUUUGCUGUUCUUUUUCUCCGUUUUAUCUUUUUUUUCUUUUCCUUUUUUGUGGAUUUUUUUUUUUUUUGGUUUUUUCUUUUAAGCGGAGAAUGGAUGGAUUCCUACGUGGGCUGUAAUCGGGUCUAAAGAUUGAAUUUUCCGACCUUUUUCUUCAACUAGGUUUUCAUUGGUUUCCAUCUAAUGCCUGUUUUCUGUUCUGGAAUUAGGGUUUUUCGUCCGGCUCUGUACCUGAGCUCCUAAUUUGCCGCCCGCGCCCGUCCGGAAAGCCACCAGUUUGGAUUGUGAAGAUAAAUCGUAGUUUGGUGUUAGCCACCUACGGAGGAUGUCGUCACUGUAUUGUGUACUGAACAACAAACCCAUCGAUCAAUGGAAGGUUACUGAAUUAAAGGAAGAGCUUCGUAGAAGGAAGCUGCCCAUCAAGGGUCUCAAGGAGGACCUGGUGAAGAGGUUAGAUGAAGCAGUUCGGAAUGAGAAAGAAUCACCUAAAGAAGAAGUGAAUAAUAGCUUGGAUCCUGCUCCAGAUCCUCAGGACAAUGGUGAUCAAGAGGGAGAAGAUCCACAAGCAGAGGCUUAUACUGAAGUCAUGACAGAUAAAGUUGAGCAAACUGAUAAGGAUGCCACUAUGGUUGACAUGGAUGGCAGCCUUCCAGAUGUCAAUCAAGCCAUCAACAUUCAAGAUGGGGAUCCAACGCCUCCUUUGGGAUCAGAUGCAGAAGCUGUGGAACCAUCCGUCAAUGCAGCUUCCAUGGAAGGCAGUGCUGCAGCUUCUGUGGAAGAUACCAUCACAGAAAGCCAACACGUGACCCUUCAUAAUGAUUCAAGUGGCCAAGAUUUGCAGUAUGACAAAAAGCAGGAGGAAUCAAAGCCCUCCAUUGAGGAUGUCAAGCUCAGCCCAUCGGAACCAAACAAUCAGGUAUCUGAGGUCAGCCCAAAUUUAGGGUCCCAAGUAAAGUGUGAGUCAAUUUCUACUGAUUCUGUGUCAAUUAUUGAAAAAAAUGAACUAAAGGAUAAUUUGAAUGCUGAUAAUUGUCACUUAGAAGUUGUUAAGCCAGAGAUGGUGCAACUAUCAUCCUGCAAUGAUCCUCCCAUUUGUGAUGAUUUGCACCCAUUGGAUGAUGAUAAAGAGCUAGUUAAGAACCAGGUCUCUUUGGAAGAAACAGAUGCCAAAUAUGCGACAAAUCUGGACCUUAGCAAGAAUGAAGAUAGUGCAGAUGGAGGUUCUCCAGAAAAAUUAAAUUUAGACAGGAGUUCAGGUGAUGAGUCGAUGGAGGAGGAUGUCUUGGAAAGUAAGCAUAUUGAGUCCAAUAUUAAGUCUGAUGAACUGGGGGAAAAAACUGAGGCCAGCGAAGUGCACACUGUAGAAAUGGGGACCUCUGUUGUUGCUGCGGUGGGUGGGUCCUCUCUUGAAAAGAAGGAUACUGUUGAUGAAGAGAAGGUAGGGCCUACUGCUCCUACUGAGAAGAGAAAACUUGAAGACAAUGAAGCUGUUAGGAUCAAUGAGCCAAUAAAGCGGCAACGGCGGUGGAAUUUAGAGAACAUUAAAUUUCCAGAACAGCAAACAUCCAACAUCAGUACCUCAACCACACUCAAGGAUGCUUUACAACCUGCUACCAAACGUACAUUCACUAGGUCUGAUUCAACACUUAGUGGAGAUUCUCCAAAGGAGCGUGUUGUGCCACCAUCACAAAAGCCGCCAACAACUUCCUUGAGAAUAGAUCGUUUUUUGCGUCCGUUUACUCUGAAAGCUGUGCAAGAGCUGCUUGCGAAAACUGGAACUGUCUGCAGUUUCUGGAUGGACCAAAUCAAGACCCACUGCUAUGUGACUUAUUCAUCUGUUGAGGAGGCUGUAGCAACUCGAAAUGCUGUCUACAAUCUCCAGUGGCCAACUAAUGGUGGGAAACUUCUAUUGGCUGAGUUUGUUGACCCUCAGGAAGUAAAGCAUCAUGUUGAAGCCCCACCACAGUCACCUGCACCCAUCAGUCCCAGCCCCAUGACACCGAAGGCAUCUUCCUUCGAGCAACCGCAGGCAUCGCAACCAUCUCCUCAACAUACCGUUAGGCAGCAGCUACCUCCCCCACCAACCCUCCCCCCUCCACCACCUGCAUUCGAUCCACCUAUGAGAGAACGACCACUAGCACCACCUCCUCUGAAGAAACCGGAACAAGCUGUCAUGACACUUGAUGAUCUCUUCAAGAAAACAAAAGCCUCUCCAAGGAUCUACUAUCUGCCCUUGUCUGAAGAGCAGGUGUCAGCUAAACUUGCAGCACAGGGCAAAAGCAUCAGAGAGUAGUGAUUCCUUGUGUUUGAUUGCUAUGUCAGUAUGUAUGUGAAGGAUGUUCUUGCCUCUCGUCUCUUGUCAUGGUGACUUUGUAUCAUAACCAGCAGCAGAUCGAUCUGGGUUACUUUUUGCAGAGAAGGUUAGUCAUCUUGGUGAGCUUGGUUUUCUGUUCACCAGUUCAGGUGAUUCCUGGGGCUAUUAUGUUUGGACUAAUCAAUUUCUCGUGGCCCUGAGGACAAUCUUAUGAGCUGGGGAAUUUUUCUUCUAUAUUUAGCAAAAUAUAGGUUUUGGCUUGUGUCUGAACAAUAUGUGAUGCAAAAUGGUUGUCCCCGAGUUCCAUAAUGAAUGGUUAGCUCGCCCAUUAGC